AUUUCAUUUUAUAGUUGCCGUCAAAGUGUGAAAAGUGGGAGGUGUUCGCUUUAGAAAUUCUGAGCAUGAAGCUCAAAAAGUUGACUCUGAUGUGUUGUUUAUUCUACCAUGAAUCAUAAACAAAGACGUGAAUGAUGACUUGAAUGCAUGUGGACGGGUUCAGGUAGGGUAACAAGGUUCGUCAAUUAUGUUUACAACAAAUUUAUACUAUUUCAUGAUUUUUUCAUUUUUAACGUUAUACGGAAUUGUGAUUAUAAAUGUCGCAUGUUGUCUUAAGUAAGUCGUACAUUUGAAGAAAUUUUGGAGUUGAUUCACUUAUAACGUCACUUUAGUAUCAAAGUAUGAAGAAGAUGGUGGGGAAGUUCAUCAACCGGCAUGGUUUUUUGCAAUGAGAAUAUCACUUUCGCAGGGAAAAAACAAGGUCAUACACUCAUACUUAGUUGCUUGCCUGACAUGCGCGCAUAUGUUUUCAACUAUUUAAAAAAGUGCCUUUUUGUUUGAAGGGAUUGGUCUCCAUGUCCACCUCGUUUUGUACGAUAUUGAUAGUGUUUUUCAACUCAAUUGCAUUAUGUCUAUGGUGGAUAGGAAAUGUUGUCUUAUCACACCUAUUUAUGUUAUAGUUUUCACGGUACAUACAUGACAAGUUGAAAUUUAAAGAGAAAAGUAAAGCAAAAAUAUGAGGAUUUCAAAAAGAACAUGCAAAUCAUUUUUCUGUUACCGCUCAUAUGAUGUAUUAUCAUGAUCGCACAUUUGAUAUAAGUAGUCAAUCGCAAAAAACAAACAAACGAAAAACACAUAUACUCGAUAGUAAGAAGCAGAGAUACGUAACCAAGACAAGUAGUUCGAUAGUGCGACAUAACGUGGUUCUUAGGCUGAUAAAACGAACUCUGAACAAAGGAAGAAGUACCACCCGCAGAGAUUGGGGUUGCAAUAAUCGCAAAAGUGAAUUUGAAGUUAUAUCAUGCUUGGGCCGGGCCUUAGUGAGAGAAAAGAUCAUUGGGCCUGUAUGGCAGCAGAAGCCCAUAAGAGUCCAGCAGACCUCUACUUUACCCGCCAAACGGCUUCUCCGUCUGAGACAGACAGACAUUAUCCGUAGAUGGCCGAUGGGUAGCUCUCUCACUCUUUUUCACCAUAAACAAUGCAAGCCUUCUCGCCCUCCUUCGCCGCCUGUUCCUAUUUUCCGAUACGACGCCGUCGCAUCAUCACCGCCUCUCCCCGCAAAUCCAACCUCAAGCGACUCACCUCCCGCGUCGUUCAACUCACUCGCCGACGACAGCUCCACCAGAUAAUGGAGGAGAUAGAGAUCGCUAGAGAACGGUACGGGAAGCUGAACACGAUAGUGAUGAACGCGGUGGUGGAGGCGUGUGUCCAUUGCGGCGACAUCGACUCUGCACUUAAGGUGUUCGACGAAAUGUCUAAGCCGGGGAGCUGUGGCGUUGAUACUGUCACAUAUGCUACCCUUUUGAAGGGAUUGGGCGGGGCGAGGAGAAUCGAUGAGGCAUUUGAAGUGCUUGAAUCCGUUGAAAGCGGUGUUGCUGUGGGAAGUCCAAAGUUGUCAGCACCUCUUAUUUUUGGACUGCUGAAUGCUUUGGUUGAAGCAGGAGAUUUACGCCGAGCUAAUGGACUUCUUGCACGGUAUGGUUUUCUGCUUCGAGAAGGUGGCAGUCUUUCGCUCAGAGUCUACAACUUAUUAAUGAAGGGAUGUAUUAAUUCAGGCCUUCCUCAGGGUGCGAUAGACAUGCACAACGAAUUAAUACGUCUAGGGUUCAAGCCUGAUAGGCUCACCUAUAAUACUCUAAUAUCUGCAUGUGUAAAAGCUGGGAAGUUGGAUGCCGCAAUGCAAUACUUUGAGGAAAUGAAGGAUGAAGCGCAGAAAUUUAGUGAUGCUGGUCUAUUCCCUGAUGUCAUCACCUAUAGUACAUUGCUUAAGGGUUUUGGGGAUUCCAAAGAUAUCCUUAUGGUUCAUAAGAUUGUUUCAGAAAUGAAAACAUAUAUUGGUUUGUUCAUUGAUCGAACAGCAUAUACGGCAGCAGUUGAUGCUUUGCUAAAUUGUGACGCAAUAAAGGGUGCUUUAUGUAUUUUUGGAGAAUUAUUAAAGCAGGCUGGUGGAAAUCCAGAGUUGCGACCCAAACCUCACCUCUAUCUUUCCUUGAUGCGUGCCUUUGCUGUUAGAGGAGAUUAUGACACAGUAAACAGUCUGCAUAAGCACAUGUGGCUAGAUACUGCUGGAACUAUCUACCCAGUGAUUCAUGAAGAAGCUGAUCAUCUUGUAAUGGAGUCAGCUUUAAAUGACGGGCAGGUAGAUUUGGCCAAAAAUUACCUUGGAACCAUCAUUACAAGGUGGAAGAGAAUAGCGUGGACAAGUCGAGGAGGCAUGGUUGCUCUACGCACAGAGGCCUUGUUGGGAAACACAAAAUCGAUAUUGACUCCUUAUCUACUUCCUCAGGUAUUGGCUAGUGAUCCGAUUGAGAGUGUGAUGAUGCCCUUUGAAGCAGCUCGGCCACUUCUUGGGACUGUGAAGUUGAGUGAGGUGGCUAUGCGUUUCUUUAGAGAUUCAGCAGUGCCUAUCAUAGAUGACUGGGGUAACUGCAUUGGAGUAUUGCACCGUGAAGACUGUACAGAGUUGGAUGCCCCUCUUUCUUCAAUGAUGAGAAGCCCACCUCCCUGUGCCGUAACAACAACAUCGAUUGGCCAUGUGGUGGAUCUAAUUGUGAAGCACAGAUUCAAAAUGGUAGUCGUAGUAAACCAUAGCUCCUUGUUUGGUGGUACUGCAAAUUUGAGGGCUGUAGGUGUUUUUACAGCUGAGCAACUGUGUAAACUUGUCACACCAGUAUCAGAAACACCACGAUUGAAACCUUCUUUCUGUAGAAGUUUAACAAUGUGCUGUGUAUGAGACUAAUAUUCUCCUUGUAAAUACAAUUUUGUUAUAUAUUGUAGUGAAAACAUUUUUUCAA
This is a messenger RNA of Rosa rugosa (rugosa rose), 2954 nucleotides long. RefSeq names its product pentatricopeptide repeat-containing protein At5g10690. The transcript has 12 exons. The record is from RefSeq and is a predicted model, not a curated record. NCBI's taxonomy places the organism in Eukaryota, Viridiplantae, Streptophyta, Magnoliopsida, Rosales, Rosaceae. The coding region runs from base 1139 to 2893 and encodes 584 amino acids. Gene Ontology annotation, molecular function: protein binding.